This is a messenger RNA of Alternaria atra, 681 nucleotides long. RefSeq lists its product as uncharacterized. Lineage: Eukaryota; Fungi; Ascomycota; Dothideomycetes; Pleosporales; Pleosporaceae. The record is from RefSeq and is a predicted model, not a curated record. Bases 1 to 681 code for a protein of 226 amino acids. The transcript is spliced from 2 exons.
AUGAACGACGACCAGUCACACUUGACAGAAUACACGCAUGAGCCUCGCAUACAAGAAUCAGAAGAAGCAGCCCUAUUACAUAUGUGGAGAGUCAUGGGGUACGGGGACACUCCUGGUCUCCCGAGCUACGAACGUCACCCGGAUCACCCCAUAGCGACACACAUCGAGCCGAUCAUUCCUACUAUUACAUUGACUGAGCCUACCCCAUCGUCAUCACAAGAAGCAUCAGCUACACCAAAAGAAACCACGUUACGAGCUAUGCCUACCGUAGCCCCUGAGGAGGAUGCAUGUUCAGCGAUCGAUCAGCAUCCUCAGGAGAUGUAUCAGUUUCAUCCUCCAACGCCAAUCAAUCAUCCCCAGUAUUCUAGAGAAUCUCUCACACAAUCCCUCAAUCCAACACAUCGUUUUGUUCCUCGAGCAGCCGAAGACUACCAGAAUAUGCUACAAGCCAUGGCGACCGGAAAUUUCGAUAUCCCCGUCUUCGGAACAGCAGGUGCCGCCUUCCAGAACCGGUCGGCGGCUCAAGCUGUCCCUAUGACGCCGAGCACUUCUAAGAAGCGGAAGCGUGUUCAGACACUGCAUGACACUGACAGUCAGGAAGUCGAGAGGGCGCCAAAGAAGCCAACGGGAAGGAAGAAGAAGCAGAAGAAGAAGCCUGUCAAGAUUGGAAACCCUGCGUAG